Molecule: messenger RNA, 9176 nt
Organism: Bicyclus anynana (squinting bush brown)
Lineage: Eukaryota; Metazoa; Arthropoda; Insecta; Lepidoptera; Nymphalidae
Gene: Pgant35A
Product: polypeptide N-acetylgalactosaminyltransferase 35A
Exons: 11
Coding region: 108-2186 (692 amino acids)
Biological process (GO): regulation of Notch signaling pathway
Cellular component (GO): Golgi apparatus
Molecular function (GO): Notch binding
Source: RefSeq, a predicted model, not a curated record
AUCGCCACUCACAAUGGUCGAUGUUGAUUUGAAUUUGUAAACGUAAUAACAAAAAAAAAAACAUAACAGUAAAGUAAACAUUUUAAAUUACAUGAAAGUAAAGAAGAAUGGCGAGAAUAAAGUUUAAUUCGUUUCUCUGGGGCUUAAUUAUCGCAUCAGCCACGUGGUGUAUAUCUUUGUAUUUGUACUGGUUGUUGAAUUCUACUGGUGAAAAUGUUGUGCCCAAUACUGAAAAAAGACUUCAUUACCUUGUUAAUAUGGAUGAAAAGGAUCGUAUAAAAAACAAUGGCAAAUCUAUUGCAGCUCUGGAAGGCAAAAAUUUGUUAUACGACAACUCUAAAACUAAUGAUGAUAAGUUUGCUGGUAAAAUGUGGAAGUAUCAGAAAGAGAAAUCUGAGUAUCAAAAGAAGAUCAUGCUUCGUGAGAAGUUUGCUAAACAGCUAGGAAUUAAAUCCAAUGUGCAACCAAUUAAGAGUUUGGAAGGUCAAUUUGGUCUAAUUCACAAUGCUGAAGAUGUUAGGAUCCGUGAACAGGGCUAUAGCAUGCAUGCAUUCAACACUCUGAUUUCACAAAGAAUUGGUACUUUCAGAGGGUUGCCUGACACUAGAUUUAAAUUGUGUCGUGCACAGAAAUAUCCUCCGAAGCUACCUAAAGCAUCAAUCAUUAUUUGUUUUUACAAUGAACAUUUUGAAACACUGAUGCGUUCAAUUCAUUCUAUCUUAGAUCGUACAAAUCCUCAAUAUCUCAAAGAGAUUAUACUUGUUGAUGAUUAUAGUGACAUAGAGGAUCUACAUAAGCAGGUUAAAAAUGCUGUAAAUGAGCUAAAUAAUUCAGUGAAAAAACAAGAAGAGAUGUUAGAAUCGAAUAAUAUUGAUGGUGAUAAUAUAAUUGCUGAUUACAUAAAUGAUGACAAUGAAAAAAAAACUACUGUGCCUGCCAAUGCAAGUUUAAACAUACGGCUGAUGAAAACUAAGAAGAGGGAAGGACUAAUUCGUGCUAGAUUGUUUGGAGCCGCAAAUAGUGUAGGAGAAGUACUCGUUUUCCUGGAUUCUCACAUAGAAGUGAACACGGAUUGGUUGCCUCCACUCUUGGCAAGAUUAUCUGAAGGAGUAGAUGGUGUCCGUGUUAAAUAUUCCCCACGUGCUGUAACUCCGGUCAUUGAUGUAAUAAAUGCUGAUACAUUUGACUAUACUGCCAGCCCAUUGGUGAGAGGUGGUUUUAAUUGGGGUCUACAUUUCAAAUGGGAUAACCUGCCCAAAGGAACCUUGAAAAACGAUGAAGACUUUGUAAAACCGAUUAGGUCUCCGACUAUGGCUGGUGGAUUGUUCGCAAUCUACAGGGAAUACUUUGAUUACAUUGGAAAAUAUGACUCUGGCAUGAAUUUGUGGGGAGGCGAAAACUUGGAGAUAUCAUUUCGUAUUUGGAUGUGUGGUGGUAUACUCGAACUGAUACCUUGUAGCCGCGUUGGUCAUGUGUUCCGUAAACGCAGGCCAUACGGUUACGGCGAGAAAGAGGACUCUAUGCUCCACAACUCUAUGCGAAUGGCUCGCGUUUGGAUGGAUGACUAUGUGAAUAAAGUGAUAGAACAAAACCCGUCAGCAGCACACGUGCACAUUGGUGACAUAUCCGACCGACAGGCGUUACGGAAGUCCCUCCACUGCAGGCCGUUCAAAUGGUAUCUCGAUAAUGUGUAUCCUGAACUGGAAACUGGGGAAGAAACCGCCGCUAAGAAAAAAAUCGCCGCUCUCAACGAUCCAGAUAAGAAUAAACUGCAACCGUGGCAUUCCAGAAAACGCAACUAUACGGACUCAUUUCAAAUCCGCUUGAAGAAUACGUCGUUGUGUAUCCAAAGCGCUAAGGACAUUAAAACUAAAAAUGCGGGAUUAGUGCUUGGGAGUUGCUUGAGAACCUUAAACCAGAUGUGGUUUGAAACUGAUCGGCAUGAGUUAGUCCUGGGGCGACUUUUAUGUUUGGACGCAACAAACAACGUUUCUCCUGUUAUCGGCAAAUGUCACGAACUUGGCGGUACACAAGAAUGGAAGCAUAAAGGAUUGGCUGGCAGCCCCAUUUAUACCACAGCAGCUGGUCUGUGCUUAGGAGUGGACCGUGCAUACCGGAACGAGCCAAUCCUUCUGGUUAUCUGCGACAACCAACCAACCAAUCAGUGGGACUUCGUCAGGUCCUAAACACAAAACAAAACACUCGAUGAUCUCUUGCACAGCGGUACAAUGAUUAACAUCUCUCUCAUAAUAAUCAGCGAUAAGCGCUCUCGAAAUAUUACAUAUUUUAGUGUUGUAGACUUAAGUUUUUUGAUGUUAUCAAUUAUUGUUAAAGGUCGUAGGAAAUGCUUAUGUGUACAUGAGUGUACUGAACCCAAACUAACUCUUUUAAUCACCGGGAUGCAUCGAUCUCCUAUUAAAAAGUGGAUGCACAAUCAGCGACCAAAAAACGUCCCCACUCAAUGAGUGACAAACACAACUUCUUGGCACUCAACUCAAGUAGUCACAUUUGCAAACUCAACCUUAAACUCAAUACUUAAGGUUGAAUUUGCUCUGAAUUUGGGAUUUUAUUGAAUAUUGGACUAUAUUUAAAGGUAUAAUUUUCUUCACCAAUAAUUCUAAAAUUGGAAAAGCAAAAAUGGCCAGUUUUAAAGUGAAAUUUUCCAUAUGAUUGUGCGUCCUUUUAUUCAAGAUCAAUGCCGGGAUUUGUAGUACUCGCACGCAGUUAAGUAGCUAAGUAUGUGUGCAAGAGUAUACAUAGUUGUUUAUUUGAAUAUUAAGCCGAAAAAUGAAACGAAAUGCGUAUUCUAAAUCAGUAUAUUAUGUAUAGUUAGCGAUAUUUUAAUAUAUAAAGAUCUGGUCAGGUUUGAACUUGUCUCUUUAUAAUCUGUUAGUUGUGUACCAUUUAUUAUUUAAGUUUUUCACUGUAAUUAUAAUAUACCAGCGAUAGUAAGAAUGGUAUUAUACUGGAUGAGCCAAAAUAUUGAAUUAUCCUAUGUUUGUCAUAUUUAAACGUAAAAUUACAAAUAAAUUUUGAAAAUUUUAUUCUUUGUAUGGCACGGGGCAAUAAUAAAUGUGCUUUUCUACUAUUAUAUAUUGUUUCUUGGAUAGAAAUAUUAUUAUUAUAGGUAUGGAAACGUAGUUAAGUUCAGCGUUAUUAUUAAUACAAACAUACAUACUAAAGUACAUGACAAUAUUAUGUAUAUGCCCGAUCGUAUCCUGUAGGCGGUAUACCGUGAAUUCCUCUUUACCUUUAGCUAUUAUUAUUUAUCAGUUAAUGUGUCAUGUAAGUCAUAGAGCCUAACGCCCCUCAUUCCGAGAGGAGACUCGUGCUCAACAGUGAGCCGAAUAUAGGUUGAUAAUGAUGUGUCAUAUGUUUUCUUGUUGUUGUAUUUAGUAAUACUCUUCAUUGUUGCUUUAUUCACGGUUGUUGGUUAAGUAUUAUUUUAUAUUAAGUAUUAAUCUUCGUAAUGCUGCUAAAAUGGUUGUUUGAUAAGAAGAUAAAUGAUAUAUUUUUUUAGGAAGUAAAUAAAAGAGAAUAGAUACAUGUAUUAUGAUAUGAGCGGAGUAGCGCUAAUGUAUAUCGACAUAUCAUAAGGAUUUAAAAUGCUUCUUAUUCAAAUAAUUGCAUGGCGGUGUUAUUUAACCGACAAAUAUCUAUUUUAUAAAGAAAAAGUGUGUGUCCAUUCCGAUGCACGAAUGGAGUUUCAGAUCUUCCAGAUCGACUGUCUGAAAAGGUAUAUGUUACCCCGUAGCAUACACUAUGUAUGAAAGGUGCGCGGCAGCGCACGGUGAAAGGUGCGCAAUAUAGGUUGCGCACAAAAACGUAUUCUUUUCAUACCGGGGGAUAUAUAUUAUGAAAAAUCGAUUCUUAAGGAGUAAACUCUAAAAAUGUUUGAUAAUUUCUUCAUAUAUUAAUAAUAAAAAUUUAUAUUCAAAAGUCUCAUGAACUUUUGUCCUCACAAUAAAUACUCACAUUGAUAAUAUUACACAUACAUAUGCAUAUAUACGAGUAUGUGUUGUGUAAUUGUAUAUUUUCGUUUAAUUUAUAUAUUGAAGUAUAACUUUUUCACGUCCAAUUAUACAUCAAUAAUGCUAUUGUAUAGUUUGAUAAUUAAUUAAUAAUAUUAUUUUAAUAAUAAUAUGAACAUUUAAUUACAAAACGAAAACCACAAAGAAUUGAUUUCAAUUAAUAAUUUUUAGUAUUCUUACUUACUUUAAGCAACGAAGGACAAUUUAUUCGGAAGUUUUUUUAAUUAUAACCAAAAAGGUUACUUUUUAAACCAAACUAUUUUGUCCAAUUUAAAAAGUCGUAAAUCGCAGCUUUUAUCUAUAUACUUGAUGAUCUCCGUCCCUUCCUUGUUAUAUAUAAACUUUCCUUGCUUUUUAUUCCCUAGUCAUUUUUUUAUUUUUAUAUGUUUUAUAAUUAUUGAGGUAAUAAGAAUAGUAAUUUUACCUUAACAUAACAAAUGGAUUCCUAUUUAUAAUUUGUAUUACUGGUUUGUUACAAUAUAUUAUAUCGUUUUCCUAAUCUAUAUUUUCUUUGCAAUUUACAUAAUGUAGUUUUAAUAUCAGAUCAACAUUUUUGAACAGAGUUCUUAUACAUAUUCCUUUAAUUAAAAAAACAAAUAAAAUUAUUGGCGAAAACAAAAGCCAUUUGUUGCCAUUUUGUAGUUACCAUAACUUAAUAUGCUAGUUAACACUUUUUAAAAAGGGUCAUAGCUUGUUCAUAUGCGUUCUACUUGAUUGAAAAAUAAAUAUAUUAUUUGAGACAUGAAUACAUACAUUUUUUUUUAAAAUUUCGAACUAAAACGAUGUACGCCAUGACGGUCUAUAUUGGAACUGUUUCAUGAAGUCAUGGCAACACUAAAACUUAAUUAAACGGAGUGUUUGACAAAAUUAUUACUUAAUAAUAUUUUAUGAGUUUGACGUUUAUUCCUUCAAGUAAUAUCGUGACGUCACAAAAUGGACGACAGCGUUUUUGAAUUUUGGAUUUUUUUUAUAAAUACAUUAUUUUUAAAUUAAGUUUUCUAUGAAAUCGUUAACUCUUAUUAAUUGAUAUCGAUAUAUUUCGGACCCUUUUUCCAUAUAGUAUAUAAAAUUAAUAUUGUUUAUAUUAAAUUUGAUUUAAUUAAUUUCAACUACCCUAUUGCAAAAGCAUUGCAUGACUACUUUUGUCUGGUUUUUGGUAUGAUAGAAUUGUUGUAUAAUAACAAUAUCUGACUAUAAUAGAAAAAGAAAAAGACAUAUAGGUCAUUAAAAACAUGCGUUGCUAUUUACGUUAACACCGUGUAGAGCAAACUUGCCCUUCGCUGCAUAAAAAACACCUACCGACGUACUUUGUUAAGAUUUUUACAUUUGUAUUCUUGGCGGUAUGUUAGAAUCUCUGUUUUGUCUCAUCAAAACGCCGUGCCUCAAGUGUCUUUAAGAUUGCAGCGUCUAUAGCCUGCAGGCAAGUUGUCUGUCACUAAAAAAUAACGAGCGCUCUUUUUGUAUACCUACUUUUACCCUUCACUAUUGCAGUUUACUUUCUACCAACGUUUCCCGCGUCACGAUUGUGUUUUCAAGCAUUGUGUCUCGUUCGUGGAGAAAAUUUCCUUAAUGGAACUACAUAACAGUUACUCAAUGUGUAAUAUAACUUCAAUAGUAGCAUACAAUUACUUAUAACUUUUUCGUUUUACAUAAUUUAUGGGUGUAAUUGAAUUGAUAAAAAAAAAAUUUUUGGUGAAAAAAAAAAUUAAAAAAUGUGUUCUGAAAUCUCAACUAUGCUCUCUAAAAAUAGUAUCAGUUUUAAUUGGUACAUACUAUCGGCAAUCGAUUGAUUUUUUACAGAUAUACCGGUUUUAUUUAUUUUAUUUUUUAUUCAGACAGAUUCAGACUCGGACGGUCUCUACGAGUUCAGUUUGUGUUCCAUACUCGUUGAGAAUACCUCGACGACAACCAGGGGCGUAGCUAAUGCCGUAUCAGCCGUAGCAAUGUUAUGGUGCCCUCGGACUACAACUGACGGCCCCAAUAUUACUUACGUGUUCAAAAAUUACUACAAUGUUAUUCACAAUCUGGUGCUUCCCAGGGCAUAAACAAACAAACUGCAGUUUUCACUUCAGAAAUAAAAAAAGUAAAAAAACUAAUCCCUAUUUUUCCUUGAUUAAGCUUGCGCUCAAAAGAAUGGAAACAUCCUACAUAUAACCUAUGUAGGAUGUUUUCAACUUUUUGGUUCGCAGUUACUGUAAUAUUUUUUUUAAAGACCAUUUUUGUUUCUUUAUUUAAAAAAUAAUUUGGGCCUCCCCAACAAAGAUACAGGCUUCUUCCAAGUCACGCUACGCCACUGACAUCAACUAAGCAUUAUAGAUGUACCUACGUACUAAGUAAUAAUUACCACGAUUAAAUCUUAGACAUUUCUGUAUUGACUGUUGCUUAGAACAUUCCAUACAUAUAAGCGAAGUUAUGAUGCUUUUUUACGUAUGUAAGCUAUAUUUGUUAUUGUGUACAAUUAUAAGAUGCCCAGUUAUUUUAAUGUUUCUUGUUUAGCAUUGAUAUUAAAUAAUUUUAAUGAAAAGUUGUAGGCAAGUAAAAAUCUUCAUGUCAUACAUACGUUUGCUUAUACUAAAAAUGGAGUUGUUUAGAGUUAAUUUGUUUGUAUUAUUUACUCAUUUACGAGGUACCUGAAUCUGUCAGGGACACUAAAUGCAUUGAGUGCAUUCGCGCCCCUAUUCGUAAACGUUAGUAUGAAAUCUUAUCGUGCACCAAAAGCAGUGUGUUUUUUCAAAAUUAGAUUUUUAGAAAAUGACAUGGUACUUAUUCCAGAAACAUACUGUUUUCUUUUGUCCCAUAGUAAAAAAGAGAGAACUAUAUUUAUGCUGUCCCUUUCGUUGUUUUGGGACGUAAAAUGUAAACUAAAGGAGAUGGUCUAUUUCAGGGAUUUUAUUAAAAUCUAAAUAAGUGAAUAAAUCUAACAAAAUAAAAAUAAAUAAAUAAAAUUAAAACCCAAGUUUUUGAGUUAUAUUAUGAUGGCGCUCAUCCCAUAUAGCAACUAACUACUGACAUGACAAUUGACAGCAAACGUCAAAUCGACUACUGAAUUGAAAACGUCAUCAAUCCGCCAUUAUUACUCAUAUUAGUGUUGCAUUUUUUGGGAGAGAAUGAAUAUUAUUUCGAAAGAAUUAAAGUAAAUUCGUAGAUUUGUAAAAUAUUUUCUUUUAUUUCCGCCAGGGUACAAUGACUGAUCCUGGGCUCCAUACAAUUUUGGACCAUCUCCUUUUCCUUUUUUCUUGAUGCGCAUCUAGAUCUCUACUUAGAUCUUGUCGUUUUCCAAUUAGGUAAUCAUUUCGAUCACUUCAAGAUUCAUAGAUAUAUUUUCAAAAUGUGUCGCACUUAGCCUUAGCUCUUGUUCGUUGUGACUUCCAAAUCUUUAUAUACGUGCUAUUGCAAUAUCUUACGGUAAACUUGAUUCAGCAUUUGAUGUCGUAAAAUUAGAUUUCGCGCAUAAGUAAGAUUACAAUUCCAAUGUCUAAACGAAUAAGGGAUCAGUUUUACGUAACUUUUAAGAGUGAACAUAUUAUUUACUAAAAAAACACUUGAUAACAAAAAUAGAGUAUUUUGCUAUAGACUUUAUAUACACACAGGCUAUAUUUAGAGAUUAUCUUAUUAAACUAAACAUGCUUUAUUUACUAAGUAAAAUAAAACUAAGGUUGUAGCAAUAAAUGAUUGUGAAGGUAUCCGUGAAAGCGCUUUAUAUUUGUAUUAAAUAUUUUAAUAUAAUCGUAAUGUUUAUUUUGGAUUGUAACACUAACGACUGGUUCAUUUAAUAUACUCAUAACUUUAAUUUGUCACUAAUAUUAGCUUUAUAAAGUAUUGGUUUGUAUUUAUUAAAAUACAAAUAGGCCACGCUGAUGUAACUAACAGAAACGUCGCAUUUUUCAACGAAAUGACAGAAUUAUCGUCAUUUUAGGUAAAGUGGCAUUAGUAUAUUAAUGGUAGCAAGCAGUAACGUUAUUUAAACGAGACACUGUUAAUUAAUGUAGUUUAUUUUAUUAUUUGAUGAUCGUAAAAAAAUCGCAGCCAUUUAAUGUAAAAUGACGUUGUCAAGGUCAUUUCGUUGAAAUCACCAUGUUCAAUGUCCAUAACAACGAAAAAGCGAUAAAAAAGCCAUGUAGUGGCUGAUAUUAUGAUUCUUACACCGAGAUUACAUAAUUGACAGAACCGGGCGUUUAUAGAUGUUAUCAAUAUUUGUUAGAUUUAUUAUAAGCAUACAUAGUAAUCCUCAUUAAUAAGGAAUAACAAUAUUUUACUCCUACAUCGCUAUAUCAUAUAGUAAAUGUACAUAGAGAUAUUAACAGAUUAGUACAAAUGCCAUUUCGCAUGUUUUGAACCGAUUGGCAUAGAGUGUAACAUUUGAUGUAAGGCCUUAUGCCGACGCUUGGAUCUUAUUUGACGAGCGAAAAUGACGUCACGGAGUGUGAUUCCGCUAUUUUAUAUUCGUCGAUGCAACUCCGGCGAAUAUUAUCCUUAACAAGUUUUGUUAGAAUUUGAACAUCAUUUCUAUGUGAUGCCAAAAAUAAAAUGUCACUAACAACAUAAUUGUAAUGGAAAUUAGCGAUGUCACAUCGCUGUGACGAUUAUGUCUUACUACGAGUGUUUUUGUUAUUAACAGUUUCGAAGUAAAGCCCAAAAAUAAAUUUGACAUUGGCAUAUCUUUUGUAUAUGAUAUUUGUUGUACUAGAGCGAUCACGUGGUGUCUUAGACACGUUUAUGUUUGCUUCUGUUUAUGAACGUAAGGUAAGAAUGAGAUUAGACAACAUCAUUGUUGUGGUAUUGUUUCUCAUUCCAUUUCAUUAUUUUUGAUUAAUAAUAUUUCUAGAUUUGAUUCUCUACUUGAUUAUUGUAUUUCUCAAUGAGGUUUUUAUUGUGAUUUACUUGAAGUUAUUCCUGUGUCUAAUUGUGUUUAAUUUAUGAAUCUGCUCUCGUAUAUCUUCGUAGUCUUGAAUUUUAUAAUUGUUCAUGUUAAUUGUUUGGAGUAAAGCGGGUCCAAGUAAAAUAUUACAUUCUAUUCAGGGAAGUCCUGGAUAAACUUUACUCCAUUCAAUAAUGUUGCAUGUAUAACUCUUUUUAUUUACGUUAACAUUUAAAUAUACAAAGAUGUUAUUCUUUGAAUUAAAUAAAGUUUGAUUCAUUCUUUAA